CUCUCUCUUAAAUUCCCCACGUUUCGCUCUCUAGUUUUUUCUCCUGUUCUGGAAAGAUUUUUCAAAGUGUUUCUGGAAAACAAAAACAAAAACAAUUUCUUUUGUUUAUGUUUUCCAGAGAAAGAGAACCAUUUUCAGAAUCUUGAAUUGUGCUCAAAAGUCUGCAGCUCUAUUUAUAUACCAUACCAUUUCAUGGUUGCAAGAUUCCAUUUUGGUUAAUCUCCCUGUGCAGAAAAAGAAAACCCUAAAGAAGCAAAUUUUUACUGGGGUUGCUGAAUUCUGGUGAUUAUUAAAGCGGGGUGUGCUUAAAUUUGCACAAUUUCCAAAAGGAUUUGUUUUGGGAAUGUGAAGCAGAAUAGGAAGUAGUGAAGCUUCAGUUUUUGGGAAUUUCCUGGGAUUUUGUUAGUGGAAAAAUGGGAUUUGAGUUGGGAGCUUUGCUAGGAAAGAUGAAUAUAUUAUCAUCAACCUCUGAUCAUACUUCAGUGGUAUCAUUGAAUAUUUUUAUUGUGCUUUUGUGUAUAUGUAUCGUGAUUGGUCAUCUUUUGGAGGAAAAUCGGUGGAUGAAUGAAUCCAUUACGGCUCUCAUUAUUGGUGUAUGCACUGGAGUCGUAAUUCUACUAAUUAGUGGAGGAACAAGCUCGCAUCUGUUGGUUUUCAGUGAAGAUCUUUUCUUUAUUUAUUUGCUUCCUCCGAUCAUUUUCAAUGCUGGGUUCCAGGUUAAAAAGAAGCAAUUCUUUCGCAAUUUCAUUACUAUAAUGCUGUUUGGAGCACUUGGUACUUUGAUAUCCUUCGUCAUCAUAUCCUUGGGUGCUAUUGGCUUUUUCAAGAACAUGAAUCUUGAACCUCUGAAAAUAGGAGAUUUUCUUGCAAUUGGAGCAAUCUUUUCAGCUACAGAUUCUGUUUGCACUCUACAGGUUCUCAAUCAGGAUGAAACCCCCUUAGUUUACAGUCUGGUGUUUGGGGAAGGAGUUGUAAAUGAUGCCACAUCAAUUGUGCUCUUCAACGCGGUCCAGAACUUUGACUUGUCUCAUGUCAACACUAGUGUGGCUUUAAAGUUGAUUGGAAACUUCAUAUAUUUAUUUAUCACAAGUACUGUUCUUGGAGUUGUUGCUGGGCUGCUUAGCGCAUUCAUCAUAAAGAAGCUCUACUUUGGCAGGCAUUCGACUGAUCGUGAGGUUGCUCUAAUGAUGCUGAUGGCAUACCUUUCGUACAUGCUAGCUGAAUUAUUUGACUUAAGUGCUAUCCUCACUGUGUUUUUCUGUGGGAUUGUGAUGUCGCAUUACACCUGGCAUAAUGUAACAGAGAGCUCAAGAAUUACCACCAAGCAUGCUUUUGCAACAUUGUCAUUUGUUGCUGAAAUUUUUAUAUUUCUGUAUGUUGGUAUGGAUGCCCUGGACAUUGAUAAGUGGAAGAUUGUAAGUGACAGCCCCAAGACAUCAAUUAAAGUUAGCUCAAUUCUACUGGGACUUGUUUUGUUGGGAAGAGCAGCUUUUGUCUUUCCUCUGUCACUUUUAUCCAACUUGACCAAGAAGUCUCCAGAAGAGAAAAUUCACUUCAAGCAGCAAGUUACCAUAUGGUGGGCAGGUCUCAUGCGUGGUGCUAUUUCCAUGGCCCUUGCUUAUAACCAGUUCACAAGGGCAGGUUAUACCAAACUUCCAGGGAAUUCAAUCAUGAUCACCAGUACAAUAACAGUUGUUCUUUUUAGUACAGUGGUUUUUGGCUUGAUGACUAAGCCUUUGAUAAGGCUCUUGCUUCCCUCACCAAAGCACUUGAGCAGAAUGAUCUCUUCUGAGCCAGUAACCCCAAAAUCCUUCAUUGUACCUCUUCUCAAUGGACAGGAUUCAGAAGGUGAUCCAGGUGCCCACGUGCCUCGUCCAUCAAGCUUAAGGAUGCUCAUGACUGCUCCAUCUCACACAGUGCAUUAUUACUGGAGAAAGUUUGACGAUGCCUUCAUGCGUCCUGUUUUUGGUGGAAGAGGUUUCGUGCCAUAUGUGCCAGGCUCACCAACUGAACAAAAUGGCAAUCAAUUUCAUUGAAGGGUAAUAUUGCAGAAAGGCCACCAAAUUCACCAGUUUCCUCUAAUGCAAGUCACUUUUUUGACCUCUUGAUAUUGUGUUUCGAGUGUUCUAGUGUUUCACUGUAGGGUUUUGUUCUAAUUUAUUAUAUAGUUUGCGAGGAGGGAUUCUCCAUUAGUUGUGGUCAUCAGUCAAAAUUUUGCCUAUGGGGGCAUUCGCUGACCCCAAAGUUUGUACAUGAGAACUUCAAGAGGUUCUUUUGCCCGUCAACAUAUUUCUAGAACACCAGAUCGGUGUAUAUUCCUUGAGAACUUGCCAUCUCAACUUGCAUGUAUAAUAGAAAUUUUUGGCCGUUAAUAUAUGUCAACAACAGCAGAGUGCAUCUAUCAUA
Coffea eugenioides is the source of this 2406-nucleotide messenger RNA. RefSeq names its product sodium/hydrogen exchanger 2-like. Gene Ontology annotation, molecular function: sodium:proton antiporter activity. The record is from RefSeq and is a predicted model, not a curated record. Gene Ontology annotation, biological process: sodium ion transport; regulation of pH; proton transmembrane transport. The transcript is spliced from 15 exons. Lineage: Eukaryota; Viridiplantae; Streptophyta; Magnoliopsida; Gentianales; Rubiaceae. Gene Ontology annotation, cellular component: membrane. Bases 414 to 2036 code for a protein of 540 amino acids.